Dictyostelium discoideum AX4 is the source of this 327-nucleotide messenger RNA. RefSeq lists its product as hypothetical. The record is from RefSeq and is a predicted model, not a curated record. The transcript has 2 exons. Bases 1 to 327 code for a protein of 108 amino acids. NCBI's taxonomy places the organism in Eukaryota, Evosea, Eumycetozoa, Dictyosteliales, Dictyosteliaceae.
AUGAAUAAUUCAGAUUCAUGUUUAAAUAUAGAAUUUGAUAAGACAACGAGUCAAGGUUCAGAUUUUAUUAAAUUAUCAAUAUCAAAUAAAAGUUUAUAUGGUAGACUAAUUAAAAGAGCAUUGGUUGGUUCAGUUCCAAUUACAAUUUCAAAUGAAUUAUUAGAUAAAUCAUUAGGUGUAAUUAGUGAUUCUCACACAUCUCAAUCAUUUAUUGGUAUUAAUGUAUCAAUUUAUAAUAAAAAUGUAAUAAUUGAUCCAGAUUUCUCAUUACUUAUCAAUUCAAAUCCAUCGACAACAAAUGAUAAUGAAAAUUUAAAACAUAUAUAA